Molecule: messenger RNA, 2094 nt
Organism: Spirodela intermedia
Lineage: Eukaryota; Viridiplantae; Streptophyta; Magnoliopsida; Alismatales; Araceae
Source: the annotation of a GenBank genome assembly
AUGAAGUGUUUCCAUCUGAGCGGCUGUGAGAGGGGAGGGUACGACGGCGACGGGGUCCUGACUGUCCCCCGGAUCGGCCGAUUCUCCCUGUCCAGAUCCCAGAGCGUCGCCUCCAGCACCAGCGAGGCAAAGCUCUCUGCGCCCAACAGCGGCGGCAGCGGCGCCGGACCCUUCUCUGGCCGAGAGCUGGGGAGGAGGCUGGAGGAGCUCCGGGUUUUCGGGAUCGACGAGCUGAGGGCGGCGACCAAGGGGUUCAGCCGCGCGCUCGUGAUAGGGGAGGGUGGCUUCGGCUGCGUCUACCGAGGAGUCAUCCGCGUUCCGGGCGACAAGGACGGGAAGACGAUGGAUGUGGCGGUGAAGCAGCUUAGCAAGGGCGGGACGCAGGCAAGAUCUCUCUCCAAAGACUCGAACUUGUUCUGAUAUUCUGUCUUCCGCUCCAUUUAACCUCUUACUGUAUGUUUUCCUCCGAUCUUCUAAACGAUCGCAUGUGAUCAAACCCACCCAAGAAUCGCCCUUCUAAGAUCACCAAGCACUCGACAAAGCAACGUGUUCCCUUUCUAGGCCAAGAUCACCACCCCAAGAAUCGCCCUUCUAAGAUCACUAAGCGCUCGACAAACCAACUUGUUUCCCUUUAUAGGCCAAGAUCAUUCCAAACUCCGCCUAUUCGAGCUGCUAGAAAGUUAUCUACGCAUUGACUUAGCUCUCAUUAUUUUCGAAGUUAUUCAGAACCCGAUGCAUCUGGGUUGUGUUCCUUUACGCUAUGAAUUUCUCUGAACCCACCACCCCCUUUCCCGGUUCUUAAUGGUAUACGCAGGGGCACAAGGAGUGGAUCACGGAAGUCAACUUCUUGGGUGUCCUCAGCCAUCCCCAUCUCGUUAAACUAAUCGGCUACUGUGCCGAAGACGAUGAGAGGGGCAUUCAGCGGCUUCUCGUCUACGAACUAAUGCGCAAUAAAAGCUUGGACGAUCACUUAUUGUCUCGAGUCUCCACAAUUCUGCCAUGGCCGCUGAGGUUAAAAGUCGCCCUUGGCGCUGCCCGUGGCCUAGCAUAUCUUCACGAAGGGAUGGAGUCUCAGGUACUAGAGAAGAUCAGGGCCUGCUCUUCCUUGUUCUUGGAAGGUCUAACGCUAUUGGGUCUUCUGAUUGGCUGACCUUCUGUGGCUGUUCUGUAGCUUGAAUCGCUGACUUUUUCCUCUGAUGUGUUCUCCGAUUGUGUCCUGUUCUUGCAGCUGAUAUUCCGGGAUUUCAAGACAUCGAAUAUUCUUCUGGACAAGGAUUUCAACGCGAAGCUUUCGGACUUUGGGCUGGUUAGGGAGGGCCCCAUUGAAGACGAUGGGCAUGUUUCGACGGCGGUAAGAGCUCGGACAUUUGCUGCCAAAAAUAGGAUUCUGGCGUUAUUUCCUUGAUGAAAAUCUUGGCUUGGUGGAGAAAUAGAUUCACUGGGGGAGGCAUUCUCUGUCCUAUUUCCUCGAUGAUGAUGUCGCCUGUUCUCAUUUGCUCCUGCUUUAGUUGCCGUUGACUUUCUGCAUUCCCCUGUUUUCCUGUCCAGGUUGUGGGCACCAUCGGCUAUGCGGCCCCAGAGUACCUCGAGACCGGCAGGCUCACGUCCAAGAGCGACGUAUGGAGCUUCGGCGUCGUCCUCUACGAGCUCAUAACUGGAAGAAGAUCUCUGGACAGGAAUCUCCCCAAAAGCGAGCAGAAGCUCCUGCGGUGGGUCAGACCCUACGCCGCUGACCCCAAGAAGUUCCAUCUCAUCGUCGAUCCCCGGCUCGCCGGAGAAUACUGCACGAAAUCUGCGCAGGCGCUGGCGGCGCUGGCCGACAGAUGCUUGCAGAGACAGCCCAGGUCCCGCCCCAAGAUGAGUGAAGUCGUGGAGAUCCUGACGGGGAUCAUCGAGGCCUCGGACGUAGACUUUUCUGUAGCCCCCGGCAGGGGCGGCGCCGCCGCCGCCUCCGCCGCCGCUGAACCGUCGAGUCAACGGCAAGCGUACUCCGUCGGAGAGUCGACGCCCCACAGGGCGAGGUCGUCGACGCCAUUUUUGUACCGAAGCUGGUGGACCAUGGGAUUAUUUGAUGCGUGCCGCCCGGCGCACUGA